Messenger RNA from Drosophila miranda, 515 nucleotides. RefSeq lists its product as uncharacterized. The record is from RefSeq and is a predicted model, not a curated record. Lineage: Eukaryota; Metazoa; Arthropoda; Insecta; Diptera; Drosophilidae.
AUGAAUACCCUGCUUGUAUACGAGCAGAUCUGCGGAAACUUUGAGUUCAACAAUGUUCGCUGCUUGGUGCGGGAUCGGGUAUUUUUGGACUUUGAUUACUGCUAUCUGAGAUUUGUGAAUCGAACAUAUAAGUACAUGUCGCUGAAAACCAAACUUCACAAGCUGCCGAUUACUAACACCGUGACCAAUUUCCAGAUAAGGAUGCGCGAGAAUAAGAGAAUCCUGUACAACUUCGAUGUCCGCUUCGAUGCCUGUAAGUUCCUACGCGAUCGCAGCAACGUCAUUGUCAACUGGAUUUUCCAAACAUUCGCCGACUUCUCGAAUUUCAACCACACCUGCCCCUAUCACCAUGAUAUUAUCUUGGAUAAGCUUCCCGUUCAGCAUAUAAACAAUAUCAUCCAGACGGUUGUGCCGGAUGGUCGAUACUAUCUAAAUAGCACCUGGUUUAUCGAUGGCAUUCCGCGGGCCGAUGUAAUAAUCUACUUUACCAAAAGCUAAAUAAACGGAUAUUUAAA